CAGAAAGUCUCCGGAGCUUGCGCCUGGCUGCCGCGGCGCCCCGCGUUGAGACGCAGGUCUGGGAAGCGGGCAGGGGAGCAGGCGUCGUUGCUGGAGCCGAGACCAGGCGGCCAGAGUCCUCAGGGAUGAACCUCGAGCUGCUGGAGUCCUUUGGGCAGAAUUAUCCAGAGGAAGCUGAUGGAACUUUGGAUUGUAUCAGCAUGGCCCUGACUUGCACCUUUAACAGGUGGGGCACACUGCUUGCAGUUGGCUGUAAUGAUGGCCGAAUUGUCAUCUGGGAUUUCUUGACAAGAGGCAUUGCUAAAAUAAUUAGUGCACACAUCCAUCCAGUCUGUUCUUUAUGCUGGAGUCGAGAUGGUCACAAGCUCGUGAGUGCUUCCACUGAUAACAUAGUGUCGCAGUGGGACGUUCUUUCAGGGGACUGCGACCAGAGGUUUCGAUUCCCUUCACCCAUCUUAAAAGUCCAGUAUCAUCCAAGAGAUCAGAACAAGGUUCUCGUGUGUCCCAUGAAAUCUGCUCCUGUCAUGUUGACCCUUUCAGAUUCCAAGCAUGUUGUCUUGCCGGUCGAUGACGACUCCGACCUGAACGUGGUUGCAUCUUUUGAUAGGCGAGGGGAAUAUAUCUAUACAGGAAAUGCAAAAGGCAAGAUUUUGGUCCUAAAAACAGAUUCUCAGGAUCUCGUUGCUUCCUUCAGAGUAACAACUGGAACAAGCAAUACCACAGCCAUUAAGUCAAUAGAAUUUGCCCGGAAGGGGAGUUGCUUUUUAAUUAACACAGCAGAUCGAAUAAUCAGAGUUUACGAUGGCAGAGAAAUCUUAACCUGUGGAAGAGAUGGAGAGCCUGAGCCCAUGCAGAAAUUACAGGACUUGGUGAAUAGGACCCCGUGGAAGAAAUGUUGUUUCUCGGGGGAUGGGGAAUACAUAGUGGCAGGUUCAGCCCGGCAGCAUGCCCUGUACAUAUGGGAGAAGAGCAUUGGCAACCUGGUGAAGAUUCUCCACGGGACGAGAGGGGAGCUCCUCUUGGAUGUAGCUUGGCAUCCUGUUCGACCCAUCAUAGCAUCCAUUUCUAGUGGAGUGGUAUCUAUCUGGGCACAAAAUCAAGUAGAAAAUUGGAGUGCCUUUGCACCAGACUUCAAAGAGUUGGAUGAAAAUGUAGAAUAUGAGGAAAGGGAAUCAGAGUUUGAUAUUGAAGAUGAAGAUAAGAGUGAGCCUGAGCAGACAGGAGCUGAUGCUGCAGAGGAUGAGGAGGUGGAUGUCACCAGUGUGGACCCUAUUGCUGCCUUCUGUAGCAGUGAUGAAGAGCUGGAAGAUUCAAAGGCUCUAUUAUAUUUACCCAUUGCCCCUGAGGUAGAAGACCCAGAAGAAAAUCCUUAUGGCCCCCCACCAGAUGCAGUCCAAACCUCCUUGAUGGAUGAAGGGGCUAGUUCAGAGAAGAGGAGGCAGGCUUCAGCAGAUGGGUCCCAGCCGCCUAAGAAGAAACCCAAAACAACCAAUAUAGAACUUCAAGGAGUACCAAAUGAUGAAGUCCAUCCACUACUGGGUGUGAAGGGGGAUGGCAAAUCCAAGAAGAAGCAAGCAGGCCGGCCUAAAGGAUCAAAAGGUAAAGACAAAGAUUCUCCAUUUAAACCGAAACUCUACAAAGGGGACAGAGGUUUACCUCUGGAAGGAUCAGCGAAGGGUAAAGUGCAGGCGGAACUCAGCCAGCCCUUGACAGCAGGGGGAGCAAUCUCAGAACUGUUAUGAAGAUCCUUGAAGCUCUUCGUUCUUCCCUACUUUGCCAUCAUGUGGCCUCUGGACACUGUGGUCAGUCAUUUGAGAUUGACUUUAAUUUAAAACAAAGGCCUCUGCUUCCCACCCAGGAGGUGGAAAGAGUGAAUUUUAUGUUUGAAUGAAGAAGUGAAUUAUGGAAGAAGAGUAUACGUCCCUUCCCUUUCAAGCAUAAGUCCAAACAGGCUCUCAGGAACAAGGAUUUGUGAAGAUGCCACAUGGGAGUUUUGACUCAUUGAAACUUUAAUACUUACAUUGCUGGAGAAAAGAUACCUGUUUUGCUCAUCUAAUUUUAUUGUACCCUGCAUCAUUUUGACCUGUCAUUUCCUGUCUCCUGUUUGCCUUCCACCCUCAGUGCAUGUCCUUGAGUGACUUGUUCUUAUCUGAAAUUCUGCUACUGGUAUCCAGAAAAACUGCUGUUGCCUAUUCUUUCUCCCACUUUUAAACUUAUCAUCUCACCAGAUACCUCCUAUAUUUCCGCUUUGUGUAGAAAGGAUGAGCAGAAAAGAAAGUGCUUGAAAGAUUUCAAGUUUUCAGAAAGGGAGGAAAGAUAAGAAAGGUCCACUUUUCUUCACAUGCCGAGUUUUGCUCAAGAAGCUGGGCUGGGAGAGGUCAGGGUGUUUGUUUUCCUUUCGGUGCAUGUUUCCCGCCAGCGGGUUGGUUCGUUCUCCUUGAUCAUGGUUUUUGAAGAUGGCUUGUUCCAUCUAUCUCCAGCAAAGAAUCAUCAGUAGUUGAUCUUGCUUUACCUGUGCUGGCUUCCAGAGGUGGACGCGAGCCAAGAUGUCUCCUGACGAGCUGCCUUUUCACUGGGUUGGGGAGUCGAAGCAAGGACUAAAGGAAACCGUCCAGGGUCAGAGCAGCAACAAUGCAGUUGAAAUCAAAGAUCAAGGGAAAAAUUUUUUAUCACUGCUGUGGCUUUCUGUCCUUCCGUCAGUCAUUGCAUUCUCCCCUUCUUGUCUCCGUGCUCCUUUCCCUUCCGACGUAUUUUCGGUCACUUCCUUUCUGUGAAAGGUUGCUUAGCUUUUAAAAAAAUUUUAAUUUUUACUUUUUGCUUUUGCUCUUCUUUAUAUAAAAAGUAGCAGAUUGGAUGGAUGUGGACAUUAGGUGUUUGAAAUUCUCUGAAAGUGCAGAGUAAAGAGCCAGGUGUGGCGAGGGUUCCCUCGGCUCUGAGCAGAGCCCUCAGCUGAUCAGAAGUGCUUAAUUGGGAUCGCCAUUUUCACAGUAUUUUCCAAGGAGAGUUUAAACACUGCUUAUCGUGGAAUCUCUUAUCAGCUGUGGAUGUUCCUAUGGGUAGCCAGAGACAUUGAUUACCUUUUGGAUUUUAGGAUAGAAAUCAAAGUAGAAUGCAUCGGUAAGAGCCUCUUUCUCCCAUUCCAUCUUCUAGAAUCAAAAUAUUCAGUAAUUAAAGUAAUUAAGAGCUCUCCCUGAGUCUGUUGCAAAAUGUCUAUAUUUUUAGAUGCGCCUGUUUUUUCUUCAAACGCUCAUCGUGUGAAUUUUAUUUCAUGUUUUACAUCAGACCAGUAGUAAAAAUUGGCAGGUCUCUCCCGAGACCUCGUUUUGUUUUGCAGACGUCAUUUCCAUUCCAUUUCUCUCUGGGCUGUGCGCUGCCGUAGCGUGCAGACUGUGUGAUACAGAAGGUCUCUGCCUUAUUUCCAUGUGCACAGGAGCUUGUGUCCUCUCUGUGCGCGUGGAUGUUUAUGCUGUGUCCACCUCCUCAACUGGCUGCAGAGAAAGUCACCUUCAGCCCUGUCAGAUUGUCUCUGGCAGCAGCUCCUAAUAAUUAUUUAUAUUUUGGGAAUUUUUUUCAGCUCCUAAAACCUUCUGUCUAUUUCAUUUUGAUUUUCUUGAUUUGUACAAUAUAUGCAUAUUCUUUUCUUCCCUUUGUGGUCCCCUCCCCCCACACUGUUUUGUUUUUUAAUGUUCUCUAGUUUUGUACGAGACGAGACUUAGCCUUGGGUACUUCUUGCUGAAGCUUUAAUGCUUUGUAAAUAAAAUUGGAUGUUUAUUAAA
Molecule: messenger RNA, 3776 nt
Organism: Equus quagga
Lineage: Eukaryota; Metazoa; Chordata; Mammalia; Perissodactyla; Equidae
Gene: RBBP5
Product: RB binding protein 5, histone lysine methyltransferase complex subunit
Exons: 14
Coding region: 126-1742 (538 amino acids)
Cellular component (GO): Set1C/COMPASS complex
Molecular function (GO): protein binding
Source: RefSeq, a predicted model, not a curated record